AUGUCACGGUCCGAACGAGCCGUACCAUGCGCCCUGUCUCCGUCCCCUUUGCCGCCGACUUUCAGACUCCGCCGAGCAGGCUUCUUGGACCUCCCUGCUGCAGCUCGCACAUGUUCCCUGGCGUUCGAUGACGAUGUGCUGUUUGGCCGCCUGAUCCAUCCAUACCGGCGAUCUUACCCUGCUGAUGUUGACAAGUACUGGUACCGCCGGUUUGUCGUGGACUUCUGGGACUGGAGCCAUGUGUUCCUCGUGACGACCGGACCUGACGCUGCAGACAAGACCAAGGAGGUCGUCACCGGCUUUGCACACUGGAGUCGGAUAGCUCCCGGUCGGAGAGAGAAUUUUGAAGCCGGAUGGGGACUGACUGGCCUGGAUCCAAGGCGUUUGCUCCAACCGCUAUGCCGCUUUCUCAUGAGAUUCCUCGCAUUCAUCUCGCCAAACCGAGCGGCUUCGAAGGAAGAUGAACUCAUUAUCGAAAGAUCCUACAACUACCUUGACCAUAUAUGGACUGGUGAACGAUCGGAAUCAUGGUAUCUCGAAUGCCUGGCUGUCCAUCCAGAUUAUCAGAGACAAGGCCAAGGCCGCGCUCUUGUCGGCUGGGGGUUACAGCAAGCACUCAGAGAGGGCAUCGCCUGCAGUGUCAUAGCCGCAGAUGGGAAGGAGAGGUUCUAUCAGGCUUGCGGAUUCAACGUUGGCCCUGUCGGAAGAUCCGGCGAAGGAGAAGGAAACCCGCUAAGAGAAGUCCCUGGUGGCCUAGUUUUCUUUCAAGAGAAACGAGGCGUAGUCCUCCCAGAUCGCGACUUGGGAUCGUGGACGUAUGGACAUGGCGUCUUUGACUGGGACGACUGGAAGAAGCAAGUUGAGGCCAAAAGGCAUAAGAUGAGACUGCUUGAUGACUUAUCCACAGCCUCCAGCGUGCAGUGA
Cladophialophora carrionii CBS 160.54 is the source of this 924-nucleotide messenger RNA. RefSeq lists its product as uncharacterized. The record is from RefSeq and is a predicted model, not a curated record. Bases 1 to 924 code for a protein of 307 amino acids. The transcript is spliced from 2 exons. Gene Ontology annotation, molecular function: acyltransferase activity, transferring groups other than amino-acyl groups. Lineage: Eukaryota; Fungi; Ascomycota; Eurotiomycetes; Chaetothyriales; Herpotrichiellaceae.